UGCUCUAGUCUACCACGUGAAGAUGCAGCUAUGGUAACCAUAUGUUUACCAUAGCAACAGGUUGGAACAGCAACAAAAAGAAGCGAGGAAUUCCCUCCUGGGCUAUUACUUAAAAAUAAAGAUUUUCUCUGUGAAAGAUGAAGCCCGCCGAGGAAGACAAACAAACGGAUCAGAUGGCAACGUGUCUAAAGGCAUUCAUGCUGAAGACCAGCACAAAAACUAACCUCAACCUCUAUGAUCACCUUACCCGGUUGCUUCAUAAGAUUCUGGAUGAGCGCCCCGAAAAUGCAGUGGACGUGUUUGAGGACAUGAGCAGGGAGGUGAAGCGAGGCUUGAUGCAGGAGAAGCAGGGUGCCUUGCGAGAUGCCCCAUUCAGUUCUGCUCAGCAGGAUCUUGCUGAACUACAGCGAAUACUAUUUGCAAGCCGGCAAGGUGAACAAGGGGAUCAAGAAGAAGAAUUGGUUGAAGCCCCAAUACCCAAUGUGGCAGAACUGGCGUUUUACCUGGAGCAGGCUGGUGUAGGGAUGGACAAAGAUGAGAUGCAGAGAAUCUUCUUAGCACUGAAGCACCUGGUUGACACGCAGCCCCUGCAGCACUGUCGCUUCUGGGGCAAAAUCCUGGGCACAGAGGCCAACUACCUAGUGGCAGAGGUAGAGCUGAGAGAGGAUGAGGAGGAUGAGGAAGGUGCGGAGGAAACAGCAAAUGAAGAAGAAAAAGAGCCAAAUGAGGAGGAAGAAGGAGGAGAAGUGCUGGAAGUGGUUGACCCCCUUCCAAAAUCUACACAUCAAUCACCACCAGUGGUGCCCAAAGAGGAGAAUCAUACUGGUGCAAACAAGUACACUUACUUCGUUUGCCAGGAGCCUGGCUUACCUUGGGUCAAACUGCCAAGUGUCACCCCUGCUCAAAUCACAAUUGCUCGACAGAUCCGAAAGUUCUUCACGGGAUGUCUGAGCACUCCAAUUAUCAGUUAUCCACCAUUUCCGGGCAGUGAGGCCAACUAUUUGAGGGCCCAAAUUGCACGUAUCUCCGCUGCAACACAAGUCAGUCCUCUUGGGUACUUUCAGUUUGGGGAAGAGGAAGGUGACGAUGAUGAUGAUGGAGCACGUGCAAGCUUUGAAGAGAACCCUGACUUUGAAGGCAUUCCUGUAACAGAAAUGGCCGAGUCACUGUCCACAUGGGUGCAUCACGUUCAGCACAUCCUAAUUCAGGGUCGCUGUGUCUGGGUCAACCUGGCUGCGAAGCCUGAGGAUAACUUUGAGGAGGAUGGGGAUGAAGAGGAGAAAGACGAGGAGCCUGAUGAGCCGGAGCCUGAAGUGGGCCCACCACUCCUAACCCCUCUGUCUGAGGAUGCAGAAGUCAACAACACCUCUCCAUGGAGCCUUGGGUUAUCCUCAGCCCUAAUCCCCCAGUUUGCCAUUUCUACUCUGCGCUCAAACCUCUGGCCAGGGGCCCAUGCCUAUGCCCGUGCGAAGAAAUUUGACAGCAUCUACAUCGGAUGGGGCAUGAAGUCUACCAACUACAAGUAUGGAUUCAGCCCCACCACGGUGCCAAUGGCUCAGGCCGAGUACCCAAGUGGGCCGGAGAUCACAGAGGCCCUGGACCCCACUCUGGAGGAGGAGCAAGCCCUGAAAGCUGCCUUAGAGGAACAGAGAGCUGCACAGGAGGAGGCAGAGGGCCUUGAGGAUGAAGAAGAGGACGACUGAGGAGGAGAGGAGCUCUACACAGAUGAUAUCAAGACAACUAUACAGUGUUGAUCCCUAUUUUAAAUAAAUACUGGACGUCAGCAUACAAAAGCAUCCU
This is a messenger RNA of Clupea harengus (Atlantic herring), 1800 nucleotides long. It is a transcript of the gene rsph4a, whose product is annotated as radial spoke head component 4A. Gene Ontology annotation, biological process: cilium assembly; axoneme assembly; cilium movement involved in cell motility. Gene Ontology annotation, cellular component: radial spoke; axoneme. NCBI's taxonomy places the organism in Eukaryota, Metazoa, Chordata, Actinopteri, Clupeiformes, Clupeidae. The record is from RefSeq and is a predicted model, not a curated record.